GAUGACGACUGAGCAGAGGCCGAGUUCGUGCGGCCUGGUGGAGGCCGGCGCCGUCAUGGGGUGCCGAGUCGGCGGGGUGGGCCGCACCGAGGCCUUCGCGCGCAGCCUGCACCACAAGCUGCGCAGCCUGGGCGGGUCCCAGGGCAGCGCGACCCCGCCGCCCGCGCGCCCAGACUCGCCCGAGGACAUGGACGAGUCCUGGUCGAGCGUCCCCAGCGGUGCCGAGGCUCGCCGCACCCUCAGCUCCUCGUCGGUGGACAGCAGCUCGGACCUGUUCUACGACUUGGACUGCCAGUCACCGCAAGAGGAGGUCACGUCGCAGGAGCUAGCCGUCAUGAUGGCGGGUAGCGCGAACCGCGACGACCUGCUGCAGAACGGGCCGCAGUCGCCGCAGAGCGACUGCAGUUCGGACUACUUCGACACGGACGGCUACGACCAGGACCAGGGCAGCCCGACCGAACCCCCCAUGUCGCCGCCGCAGUCCGAGGACCACAACGGCGCGGCGAACGGCCUCAGCAACGGCGUGACGGCCAACGGCAAGAGCAAGAAGAGGCCCUGGGCGCGAGUGCAGCACAAGUUCAAGGCCGGCACCCCCGAGGCCAUGAGCGAGGUGAGCCAGCUCGACCUGGACGAGGCCGAGGACGACGAGGAGGUCGAGAGGCCCCGGACUAGGAGAGGUACGGGCCCCAGCCUCGCCAAGCUGAACUUUGCCAAAAGCUCACAGGCGAUCCUGCAGGAGGGGUUAAUCGAGCAGCUCAAGCAGGGCCACGACAUCCCAGCCGAGCUCAAGAACGGCCUCUGCCCGUGUCCGGCGUCGUCCGACGCGGAGGUGGCCGUUCCAGUGGCGGGCAGCAGAGGCCUGGCAGCCAUGAAGCAGGCCGCCAAAGCUCUGGAGGCGCUCGAGACCCCCGAUAGUAGCAGCACGCCCUCCGACGCCAAAGACAUUGCAAGGGACCUGGCGGAGCUGCGUCUCAAUGGCUUUUGCGGGGAGCCAGAAGAGUGUAAGGCCACCCCCGAGGACUUCCAGAGUCACAAUGGAAACCACGUAGAUAGUCAGGGCCUUGACGACAGCAAACAACACGAGGACAGAGCCAACCACCAUCACAGUGAGGACAGGCUCGAGGACGGCGAAGUCCUAAACGGCCAUCACGAAGAGCACACAGAUGGUGACAAGGACGCCGAAAACGAAGAGGAGGAGGAGGAUAAGGAGGAGGAAGAGGAAGAUCCGCGGCCUCGCAUACGGCGGUGCUCUUCGCUCAAGACGGGCAAGACGCCGCCGGGAACGCCCGGCCGCAAGAAGAUCGUGCGCUUUGCGGACGUGCUCGGCCUCGACCUCGCGGACGUGCGGACGUUCCUAGACGAGAUUCCCAAAGUGCCCACGUCCGCGUAUAACGACCUCCAGGACGUGGACCCCCAGGCGGAUAUGAUUGUCGCGGGGGUAGAUUCCUGCCUGCCAAGCGGCCAGCUGUCCCUCGCCUUCCACGCCCUCCUGGCCACCCCCGCCGCGGACUCCUUCGGCGUGCGGCCCCACGUGACGCGCGUCCUGGUGCCGCUGUUCCAGCAGCCCGGCGGCAUGGCCGACUUCCUGGAGCGGGUCCGCGACCGCCAGGUCUGCCUGGAGAACGCGGUGGUGGCCGACGCCGCGCUUCUCUCCAUCGCCGGCCAGGUGCGCGUGCGCAACCUGGACUUCCACAAGACGGUGCACAUCCGCUACACGCUGGACGGCUGGAGGAACUUCGCCGACCUGCAGGCCACGUACGUGCCCAACUCGUGCGACGGCUUCUCCGACAAGUUCACCUUUACGCUGUUCGCCGGCCACACCAUGUCCGUGGGCCAGCGCCUGGAGAUGGCCGUGCGCUUCCAGUGCAAGGGCUUCCAGUACUGGGACAGCAACAACGGCGCCAACUACUGCUUCCAGUGCCUGCCCCCUUCGGGCGCGCCCCCGCCCAUUCAGGCCGUGCCCACGCUUAACAGCCCGCACGACGACGGCUGGAAGUUCCUGUUCUAGGCUGCAGGUGGCUGGGGACUGCGGGUGCUUGUCCCCCAUGGACCCCCAUAGACGGCGCACCUAGUGCGCCUGACGCGCAGCGCGCAGCGGACCGGUGGUGACGAACUUUAAGUUCACGCGCUCAAAAGCCGCCCCGUCCCUUCAACGUCAAUUAAGAAAGCACAUCUUGCGUCAAGUACGACGGGUCCCUCAAAACUGAAUUGAUGUGAGAAAAUCUCUAUUAGAUUAGCCUGAUCCCGUGUGUGAAUGUGUCAGAAACGAGUCUUUAGGGUGUGUCUAGAAUGUUUGUAGAACAUUUUGACCCCAAAGAGAAGUAGGAAAGAGAAAGGAGAUUUAAGGGGUAGGAAGAAGAGUAUCAAUCUUCACAUGGUUGUGUAGAGCCGGCGUCUAAUUUAUUUUUGUCGUGUUAUUUUUGGAGAGAUGUAAAGGGGGUGCUUUUCGUGUCUGAAAAACCCCGCACAACUGAGGCCAAAGUGUAUGAUUAUUUUUAUAAAACGGUGUACGGCCUAGGGCGAUCUAAAACGUGCCAUAUAUUUUAAGAGUGAGUUAUUCGUGCUCUGUUUUGAAGUCAAUGCGGAGGAAGGCGGGUAUUUUGUUGACAUGUUGUUUGUAGAAUAUUGAUGGUGGGACUCUGCCAUAAUUCUUUUAAACAAUACAUAUCGCAUUCUAUAUUUUCUUGAGUAUGUUUUAUUCAUAUGCAACCUCAAGGAUCUUGUAACUGAAAUCUCGAGUGAUCAAAGUGCUGUAGGCUGUGUGUGUAUGUCAAUGCGUUUAUGACGAUUUGUCGAAUAUUGUGCUGAACGAAGUUCAUUGCCGCUGGGAACUGUGCAGAACUAUGAGGGCAAUAUUUUACUCCAAAUAAGUUCAAAAUUAGAAUUCUGCUAUUUAUCUGCAGAAUUGAACUGAUGACAAUAAACAAAUAUAUCUAGUGGCAGUGCUCAGUCAAGCAAUAAUUGUCUUCUUUUUUCGUUUUUAUUGCUUCUUACUGAGUAUAUUAUUCUGUUACAUUUGUUUGAACUUCUAUCAAAUAGUUCCUUCACAUUUUGUUGUUAGUCACUUUCCUGGGAUGAUUCGCCCUUGGUAUGUAUUUAGACAGUAAACUAAGACUGGUGCAUUGUGAUAUAUUUAUGCUAAGGUCAUUUGGCGAUUUGGAAAGUGUUUUUAUUUGUUUGCUGGCUUUUUGGUUCUAUUCCAUAGGAUUAUGAAACGCACAGUCGUUCUCAGAAUGGGUGUUUAAGGGAAUUCCUCCGAGGUGAUAGUGUUUUGACAAGGGCCUAAAAAAAAAACAUAUCAAAAUCAAAAAGUUUGCCCUUCCGAUUCUUGCGAGCAAAAAUAACCCAUCAAAAACAACAACAAAAAAGAAACCAGUAGGGUUCACAUUUAAAUAUGAAUGUCUUCUACGUAAGAAUGCCCUGUUAUGUUCCGUUGUGUGUUUGAGAUUGUUUCCUUUUCUUGUAUUUCAUAUGCCUCUUUAGGUUUCACCUCAGAAUCUGGAUGGUAUGCGUUGUGCAGUGGAAUCGCAAUGUUUUGCUAUCGGGAUAGUGAAGAAGAGCUAAAUGUGCCGGCAAAAGUUUACUGGUUAAUGAGGGAGAUAAAUGUUCUGCCGCACGUACGAGUAUCUUUGUUUGCCUUCUUUCUAGAAAGAAGGAAGUCACCCCCCAAAAAGACAUUUUAAUCAAAUAAUAUUAUGACUCAUCUGCCCAAGGCAAGACUGCAUUACAAUUCCAACUUGCACCUGAUUUAGGAGAGAUCUUUGAGUCUGAAUUGAAUGAACCGAUUCCAUCCGAUGACUGUGCGAAUGCGAAAACCUGGUGAAAAUUAGGAAAGGGGGUUACUUAUCUGGUCAAUUUAGUUUAAGCUUCAAACCUCCUGUAUAUGUGUACAAUUUUUCUCGUAUAUGCUAGUCACUGUUCAGCCAGUAGCUUCCCACUCCCCGUAGAGCCUCGUCUGGGUACCAGUAAUGCGUCAUGUCCGUGUGCAUGCGAUUCUUUACUUUAACAUUUCAUGUGCAACUGAAAUCGUCGCGCUCUCUUCGCCCUCUUUGGUACGAUUUCGUGUUAAAAGGAGACAUGCUGGGCGUUGCAGGCUUUCUCUUCUUUAAAACUUAUUCCACAGCUAAUAGUUGGACGAAUUUCAGCCCGCUAUGCCUUGCAUCUAAGUGUGGAUUGACUGACCUCUCCCCUCUGGAAUUUUUUUUAAUUGUUUUAAACUUCAUAUUGUGUAUUGUUACCAUAAUUUAUUGAUGUCUAUUCGUGAGAUUGAUGUGAGAAACCUUUAGUGCCAAAAUGCUUUGCGAUGUGUCAUAUGAUAUUAAUUGUAAAUAUUUAAUGCUAUUGUAUUCAUAGCUUUAAUUGUAUAUAUUGAUCGUUGUUAUUAUUAUUGUUUAUAUGUUAUGAAUUUUAUAAAUAUUCUAUCUUUUACUACUUAUCUGUGGUUUAUUUACAUGUGAAUAGAAUAUUGUGAAGCUAUGCUACUUUCUUGGGAAUUUAUAAAAGACUGGGACUCUAUCAGAUGCGGGAAAGAAGCGAUCAAAGUCAUACGUGUUAAAGAUUCAUUUCACCGAGAGUGCAAUAAAUUUUUUAGUCAAUGA
Messenger RNA from Frankliniella occidentalis (western flower thrips), 4598 nucleotides. RefSeq names its product glycogen-binding subunit 76A (gene Gbs-76A). Gene Ontology annotation, cellular component: protein phosphatase type 1 complex. NCBI's taxonomy places the organism in Eukaryota, Metazoa, Arthropoda, Insecta, Thysanoptera, Thripidae. The record is from RefSeq and is a predicted model, not a curated record. Gene Ontology annotation, biological process: regulation of glycogen biosynthetic process. Gene Ontology annotation, molecular function: protein phosphatase 1 binding; glycogen binding.